AAACCUACGUCUUGAGAAGAAAUGCUUGCCCGUACCGAGAUCUCGGUUAUUGACGGUCUGGCUGCGGGAAAGAGACUCUGAUCUCCAACCGCAGUCGCAUUGACAAGACAUCUUCCCCAGGCACGAGGUAUCCUCUUCUUCAAAAUCCUCACUGCUCAAGGCUCUCUCUCUCUGUGGUGCUGCAGAGAAUCUAUCAUGGCUCCCAAAUAUGUUCCGACGAACUCGGUCUUGAGGAGUCUCAACCACGCUCUUCGAGAACAACCUAAGUGCUCCUCCACGUCCCACUUCAGACCGAGAACAACAAGGUCAGCAGCGACAUUCACUCACCGACGGCAUGCCCAAGCCAUCUCCGUCCUUCCAACUGCAGUGGACAAGUCCAGCCAAGACUUCAAAGACAAUGCAGCGCAGCUGGGUGAGGCCAUGAAUAAAUAUGCAACCUUGCACCAGAAGAUCUCCCAAGGGGGACCAGAGAAGGCGCGCCAAAAGCAUAUCCAAAGGGGCAAAAUGCUCGCAAGAGAUCGCAUAACAGCUCUCAUCGACCCUGGUAGCCCGUUCAUGGAACUCUCACCCCUCGCCGCUCACGAGGUUUACGAGGAUGAAGUCCCCGCCGCGGCCGUUAUCACGGGGAUUGGCACCGUCGAGGGUGUGACAUGCAUGAUCGUUGCCAACGAUGCCACGGUCAAGGGCGGGACAUACUAUCCGUUGACCGUGAAGAAACACCUGAGAGCGCAAGAAAUUGCUCAGCAGAACAAUUUACCGUGCAUAUACCUGGUCGAUUCUGGUGGCGCGAAUCUACCGAACCAAGCCAACGUCUUCCCGGAUCGGGAUCACUUUGGACGUAUAUUCUUCAACCAAGCUAGGAUGAGCAGCAUGGGUAUCCCUCAGAUCGCGGUGGUAAUGGGCCCUUGCACAGCCGGCGGCGCAUACGUACCUGCCAUGUGCGACGAAUCCAUCAUCGUGGAGAAACAAGGCACCAUCUUCCUGGCAGGUCCGCCGCUGGUGAAAGCGGCCACAGGCGAGGUCGUCUCGGCCGAAGACCUGGGCGGCGGCUCACUUCACAGCUCCGUCUCUGGCGUCACCGACUAUCUCGCCGUGGACGACGCUCACGCAAUCGUUCUUGCCCGCCGCUCCAUCGCCAAUCUCAACUACCCCAGAGAGCAACCUCCGGUAAACCCCAAUGAGAUCCGCGAACCUCUGUAUGACCCGUCUGAGCUCGCUGGGAUCGUAGGCACGAACCUGCGCAAACAGAUCCCCAUGCGCGAAAUCAUCGCCCGCAUCGUCGACGGCAGCGAGUUCGCCGAGUUCAAGAAGGACUAUGGGACCACUCUGCUGACGGGGUUCGCCAGGAUCCACGGCUACCAGGUGGGCAUCAUCGCCAACAACGGCAUUUUGUUCUCCGAGUCGAGCUUGAAAGGCGCGCAUUUCAUCGAACUGUGCUGUCAACGGAACAUCCCGCUGGUAUUCCUGCAGAACAUUUCUGGGUUCAUGGUAGGCGCGGACGCCGAGCGGGGCGGCAUCGCGAAGAACGGGGCAAAGCUGGUUACCGCGGUCGCCUGCGCCGACGUGCCAAAGUUCACCGUUGUCGUGGGCUCGUCCGCCGGCGCAGGGAACUACGGCAUGUGCGGGCGCGCCUACUCGCCUCGGUUCCUGUGGAUGUGGCCCAACGCGAAGAUUGGGGUCAUGGGCCCCGACCAGUUGACGGCCGUCAUGGAGACGGUGGGCAAGAGCGUGGACGUGGGUCUGAGGGACCGCAUUGAGCGGGAAAGUGAUGCGUGCUUCUCCAGCGCGAGGCUGUGGGAUGACGGCGUCAUCCAUCCCGCGCAGACCAGGAGCAUGCUGGCGAUGGGGUUGAAGGCUGCGCUGGGCGGCAAGGCAGAUGACAAGCAGACGAAAUUUGGCGUCUUUAGGAUGUAGAUGGAUGGCGGUUUUGAGUUGGUCCCAGUCCAUCUCUCCGCGCGAAAUGGGAUCCGCCCAGUCAACUGGGUCGGCCAUGGAGGGCACGCGUGGAUGCAGGGCUCAGGGGAACAUUGAGCAACACCUAGACGACUCUACAGCGCUUUAAACGAGAACAAGCAAAUUGUUGAUGGCAAGACAAGAACGAGACAGAAUACAGUGGUCGUCAGACGACAACAAUUCGACCUGAGUCGGAUCGACUGGGCUGAAUGUUUUCACAAGAUGACGCACCUGUCCCGAUUCCUCUGCCGCCGGCCCCUGCGAUCGUGCCGGUUCGGUCUGUCCCUCCUCCUCGCGGCGGCCUGCUGCUCGACCAUGAGAUUCCGCGCCCCUUCCUUCUGGAUGAUCUGCGCGCACAGAUUCAGAAACACCUCGUCGACGUUGGUCCUCCGCCUGGCGCUCGUCUCGUAGUACGGCUUCUGACCCCACGACUGCGCGAGUUGGAACGCCCGUGCGCGGGGCACGACGCGGUCGUCUUCCAUGUCGGACUUGUUCCCCACCACGACGAGAGGGAUGUCGUCGUCGUCUUUGAUGCGGACGAUCUGUUCGCGUAGUUCGGCCAGUUCGUAGAACGAGUUCAUGUUGCAGAUGGAGAAGACGAGGAGGAAGCCCUGGCCUUGUUUCAUGUAGAGUUCGCGCAUUGCUGUGAAUUGUUCGGUGCCGGCCGUGUCGAGGCUGGAGAGGGUUUCAAAGAGCUGGUUAGCACGGGAAUCAUGGAGACAGCAAACGAGAUUGUGGCACAUUCGCGAGGCGCCAUUGCCCUCGUUGCAGUGGAAUGAGAAAGUUCGAGGAAGGAAUCCCAGAUCCUUACAUUUCCAGCAUGAUCUGUCGACCAUCGACAUUGACUUGCUUUCGGUACGAGUCCUCGAUGGUUGGGUCAUAGCUCUCAAUCCAGACAUUUUGC
Cladophialophora immunda is the source of this 2857-nucleotide messenger RNA. RefSeq lists its product as uncharacterized. Gene Ontology annotation, molecular function: methylcrotonoyl-CoA carboxylase activity. The record is from RefSeq and is a predicted model, not a curated record. Gene Ontology annotation, biological process: L-leucine catabolic process. Gene Ontology annotation, cellular component: mitochondrion; methylcrotonoyl-CoA carboxylase complex. Lineage: Eukaryota; Fungi; Ascomycota; Eurotiomycetes; Chaetothyriales; Herpotrichiellaceae. The coding region runs from base 196 to 1914 and encodes 572 amino acids. The transcript has 2 exons.